Colletotrichum truncatum is the source of this 459-nucleotide messenger RNA. Its product is annotated as 3-dehydroquinate dehydratase. The record is from RefSeq and is a predicted model, not a curated record. Lineage: Eukaryota; Fungi; Ascomycota; Sordariomycetes; Glomerellales; Glomerellaceae. Gene Ontology annotation, molecular function: 3-dehydroquinate dehydratase activity. Gene Ontology annotation, biological process: quinate catabolic process.
AUGGCCAGCCGCAUUCUCCUCAUCAACGGUCCCAACCUGAACCUCCUGGGUACCAGGGAACCCCAAACCUACGGAUCGACGACGCUCAGUGAUGUCGUCUCCAUGGCCGAGAAGCAGGCGGCCGAUCUCAAAGUACACAUUGAGAACUUCCAGUCCAAUCACGAGGGCGCCAUCGUCGACCGCAUCCACGAGGCCAGGGGCAACAUUGACGCCAUCGUCAUCAACCCCGCCGCCUUCACGCACACCAGCGUCGCCAUCCGCGACGCUCUCCUGGGUGUCGACAUCCCCUUUGUCGAGAUUCACAUCUCCAAUGUCCAUGCCAGGGAAGCUUUCAGGCACCACAGCUACUUCAGCGACAAGGCGGCCGCCGUCAUCUGCGGGUUGGGAGUGUACGGAUACACGGCUGCCAUUGAGUUUGCGGCGAAACAUUUGAAGAUCAAGAAGGAAGUGAGGCUUUAG